Prunus mume (Japanese apricot) is the source of this 1920-nucleotide messenger RNA. RefSeq names its product CBL-interacting serine/threonine-protein kinase 21. Gene Ontology annotation, biological process: signal transduction; protein phosphorylation. The record is from RefSeq and is a predicted model, not a curated record. Gene Ontology annotation, molecular function: protein serine/threonine kinase activity; ATP binding. Lineage: Eukaryota; Viridiplantae; Streptophyta; Magnoliopsida; Rosales; Rosaceae.
UUGAACUUUCCGAAUUCCAUGCAAGGACUGACUCUGUCUCUCUCUCUCUCCCCACAAACACACCAAAGGAAAAUGAGUUCUCUCAACUGGUAGGACUCAGUUAUUAGAAACCACAUGUGCUCUGUCAAUUGUAGCCCUCAUAUAUAAUCACACCACCUCAGCCAUUACGAUGGCAGCUAAUAAGCACGAGCUACUUCCUAAAUUCGAUCGAAUGUUUUUUGUUUUCGAACAAGAUUUACAACAGCCAGGAUAUAAGGAGCAUUUGCAGGGGAUUUAGGAGGAACAGAGAUAUUGUUGGAGAAGAAGGCAGGGGAUUUGAUUUGUUAUUUGGCUUCUCUCAGAGUUCAGAAACAUGGGACUUGCCAGCAACAUAGGGAAGUACCAGCUCGGGCGGACGAUUGGAGAAGGUACUUUUGCCAAGGUUAAGCUGGCACUGGACAGUACCAAUGGCAAGUAUGUUGCCAUCAAGAUCCUGAAUAAGCAUAUGGUCAUGGAAAGCAAUCUCAAGAAUCAGGUACAGAGAGAAAUUAGAACCAUGAAGCUUCUAAACCACUCCAACAUUGUGCGGAUACAUGAGGUGAUUGGUACAAAGACCAAAAUUUACAUAGUAAUGGAAUAUGUAUCUGGAGGUCAACUCUCAGACAAGAUGAUGUAUGCCAAAAGAUUUAGUGAAGGAGAGGCAAGAAAGCUUUUUCAGCAAUUGAUUGAUGCAGUGGACUACUGUCACAACAAAGGGGUAUAUCACAGAGAUCUAAAGCCAGAAAACUUGCUUUUGUGCGGUAAGGGGAGCCUGAAGAUAUCCGAUUUUGGACUAAGUGCAUUGCGUAAGCCUGGUGACCUGUUGUCAACAAAAUGUGGAUCUCCAAGUUAUGUUGCUCCUGAGCUGCUUGUCAAUAAGGUCUACGACGGAGCAGCUGCAGAUGUUUGGUCUUGUGGAGUGAUUCUUUUCGAAUUACUUGCUGGUGAUCUGCCAUUUGAUGACGCUAGCUUGAUGAGUUUAUAUAGAAAGAUUUGCAGAGCCGAUUUCACAUUUCCACAAUGGUUUACAGAAAGCCAAAAGAAGCUGAUCUCCAGAAUACUUGAUCCAAAUCCUGAAACGAGAAUAACAAUACCAAAGAUCAUGGAAAAUGAAUGGUUUCAAAAGGAUUAUGUGCCUUCAUGUGGAAACAAUAGUGACGAUAAAAUACACUUAGAUGAUGUCAAUGCUGCUUUUGAUUCAACUGAGGAGAAUGACAUGGAGACAAAAAUCCCAAAAUCCGCAAGUUUUAUAAAUGCAUUCCAAUUGAUAGCCAUGUCAAAUGAUCUCGAUUUGUCAGGUCUUUUCGAGGAAGAGGAUGAAAACAAGCAGAAAACAAGGAUUGGAUCCAAGCUUACGAUUAAUGAAACCAUAAAGAAAAUAGAAGCUGCUGCAAUGGAUGUGAGCCUUACGGUAGAAAGAACGAAAAACUUAAGGAUGAAAAUGCAUGCAAAGCAGAUUAUGAAUAGAUGCUCUAGAUCAUAUGUUGACAUAUCAGCAGAGGUGAUUGAAGUUGCUCCGACUAAUUGCGUCGUAGAAAUAUCAAGAUCUGCAGGGGAGCUCGGAACAUACAGAGAAUUCUGUAAGAGUUUAUCAAGUCAGCUGAGAGAGGAACCUGCUGUUUCAUCACAAAUGCAAGAGUCUGAUGUGGUCAGCAUUCAAAGCCAAAGUAUCCCCAAAAAAGAAAGCUCUGAGAAGACAAAUUCCAGAAAAAUUAAAGACCACCGUGGCUAUUCAUCGUCUUGAGUAGCUUCUUCUUUAUUUUUUUGUUUUUUGUUUUCUCAAGACCAAGUUACUGUAAAUGCAGAUUAAUAAGAACCAUAAAAAAUAAGCCUGAUUUCUGGAAAGCUUUUUUGCUUGCUGGCCGGAAGAAAAGAAGAGCAGAACAUUUUGAUUGCUUUCAA